Messenger RNA from Menidia menidia (Atlantic silverside), 1239 nucleotides. Lineage: Eukaryota; Metazoa; Chordata; Actinopteri; Atheriniformes; Atherinopsidae. The record is from the annotation of a GenBank genome assembly.
UUGAAAGUUGAUCAGCAUAGGGAGGUGGGAGGGGGGGAGGAGGAAAGGAUGAAAGAGGAGGAGGAUGAGGAGGUGCUCACGCGGAGGAGGAGGAAGAAGGAGAUGAUGAUGAUGACCAUGAACGGCAAACAGCACUUCUCCAUGCACCCGGCCCUGCACGAGCCCAAGUACCCCGGCCUGCACGCGGGCACGGAGGGCAUGCGCAGAGUCUGCCUGCCCGCCGCGCAGGUACGUUCAGGCCGCGAGGAGACUGGAUGGAGUGCACUGCUGCAGGGCAAUAUAUUCGGGGGCUUCGACGAGAGCCUGCUGGCGCGCGCGGAGGCUCUGGCGGCUGCCGACAGCAUCGUCUCCCACGGCAAGAGUCACCCCUUCAAACCGGACGUGACCUACCAUACCAUGAGCAGUGUGCCCUGCACGUCGGCCUCCUCGUCUUCCGCCGCGGUGCCCGCCUCCCACGUCCAGUCCGCGAUCGCCUCUCACCACCACCACCCUCACCACCACCACCACCACCACCACCUGGGCCAGACCCUGGAGGCCGGAGACCUGCUGGACCACCUGUCCAGCAGCCUGGCGGUGACCGGGAUGGGCGCGCCGGAACCUCCGGGGAUGACCACACCGGGACACCCCCACCCUCACCACCAGCACCAGCACCCCCACCACCACCUCCAGACCAUGGGCCAGCUCCACCAGGCGAUGGCCAACAUGGCGCACCACCCCCACUCCCUGUCCGCGCACGGGGGCAUGGCGUGCGUCACGGACGUGGAGUCGGAUCCCCGGGAGCUGGAAGCCUUCGCGGAGCGCUUCAAGCAGCGGAGGAUCAAGCUCGGCGUGACCCAGGCGGACGUGGGGUCAGCGCUGGCCAACCUGAAGAUCCCCGGCGUGGGCUCGCUGAGCCAGAGCACCAUCUGCAGGUUCGAGUCCCUCACGCUGUCGCACAACAACAUGAUCGCGCUCAAGCCCGUGCUGCAGGCCUGGCUGGAGGAGGCCGAGGCCGCGCACCGGGAGAAAAGCACCAAGCCGGACCCGUUCAGCGGGAGCGAGAGGAAGAGGAAGCGCACGUCCAUCGCCGCCCCGGAGAAGCGCUCCCUGGAGGCCUACUUCGCCAUCCAGCCGCGGCCCUCCUCGGAGAAAAUCGCCGCCAUCGCCGAGAAACUGGACCUGAAAAAGAACGUGGUGCGCGUGUGGUUUUGCAACCAGCGGCAGAAACAGAAACGGAUGAAAUACUCCGCGGGGCACUGA